This is a messenger RNA of Haliotis rubra (blacklip abalone), 1011 nucleotides long. RefSeq lists its product as uncharacterized. NCBI's taxonomy places the organism in Eukaryota, Metazoa, Mollusca, Gastropoda, Lepetellida, Haliotidae. The record is from RefSeq and is a predicted model, not a curated record. The transcript has a single exon. Bases 1 to 1011 code for a protein of 336 amino acids.
AUGACAGGUUGUAACUCAUCUGGUGUAACAACACCUUCAUCCAAAAUUACUUUGUUAGAUGUCUCUAAUGUAGCACUACUUGUACUUGUCGAAGUCACAUCUGGCAAGGAAGCCUUAGAUGAAGAUGCUGAUACGUCAGCCGAGGGAGACAGACGGAACUGGUCAGUCGUCAGUGAAGACAAACUAGACGGGUCAGUCGUCAGUGAAGACAAACUAGAUGGGUCAGUCGUCAGUGAAGACAAACUAGAUGGGUCAGUCGUCAGUGAAGACAAACUAGAUGGGUCAGUCGUCAGUGAAGACAAACUAGAUGGGUCAGUCGUCAGUGAAGACAAACUAGAUGGGUCAGUCGUCAGUGAAGACAAACUAGAUGGGUCAGUCGUCAGUGAAGACAAACUAGACGGGUCAGUCGUCAGUGAAGACAAACUAGAUGGGUCAGUCGUCAGUGAAGACAAACUAGACGGGUCAGUCGUCAGUGAAGACAAACUAGAUGGGUCAGUCGUAAGUGAAGACAAACUAGAUGGGUCAGUCGUCAGUGAAGACAAACUAGACGGGUCAGUCGUCAAUGAAGACAAACUAGAUGGGUCAGUCGUCAGUGAAGACAAACUAGAUGGGUCAGUCGUCAGUGAUGACAAACUAGACGGGUCAGUCGUCAGUGAAGACAAACUAGAUGGGUCAGUCGUCAGUGAUGACAAACUAGACGGGUCAGUCGUCAGUGAAGACAAACUAGAUGGGUCAGUCGUCAGUGAAGACAAACUAGAUGGGUCAGUCGUCAGUGAAGACAAACUAGAUGGGUCAGUCGUCAGUGAAGACAAACUAGAUGGGUCAGUCGUCAGUGAUGACAAACUAGACGGGUCAGUCGUCAGUGAAGACAAACUAGAUGGGUCAGUCGUCAGUGAAGACAAACUAGAUGGGUCAGGGUCAGUCGUCAGUGAAGACAAACUAGACGGGUCAGUCGUCAGUGAAGACAAACUAGACAAACUAGAUGGUCAGUCGUCAGUGAAGACAAACUAG